Messenger RNA from Cylicostephanus goldi, 270 nucleotides. NCBI's taxonomy places the organism in Eukaryota, Metazoa, Nematoda, Chromadorea, Rhabditida, Strongylidae. The record is from the annotation of a GenBank genome assembly.
AUGUCGUUUGAUUCGAUCUCUUCUGGUGCGACGGGGUGUUUCCCCCGUCGUGCGCACACAAUUACUGCGCCAGAUGAAGCACACAAUUAUAUGGUCACGGUAAGUGAAGGAAAAAUAGGAGUAAAUGAGAGAAAAGAAACUUGUGAGCAGGUGUACAUGCACUGCUUCAAUCCGGAAGACCAUAAUGACCGUGUCUGCAUCGACUUGCACAAACGAUCCACAACCGAAGAACUCAUCGAUAGAGUGAUAUCGAUGCGCUCUGGUGAGUAA